Solea senegalensis (Senegalese sole) is the source of this 1246-nucleotide messenger RNA. RefSeq names its product cell division cycle associated 8 (gene cdca8). Gene Ontology annotation, cellular component: chromosome, centromeric region; spindle midzone; chromosome passenger complex. NCBI's taxonomy places the organism in Eukaryota, Metazoa, Chordata, Actinopteri, Pleuronectiformes, Soleidae. Gene Ontology annotation, biological process: mitotic sister chromatid segregation. Bases 90 to 923 code for a protein of 277 amino acids. The record is from RefSeq and is a predicted model, not a curated record. The transcript is spliced from 11 exons.
GCAACAGGCUCCUCCCCGCGCGAAGGUUUGAAAACUCCUUGAGAAGAAGGAAGAGUCGAGUGGCCGAACAGCGAAAAACAAACGCAGACAUGGCUCCCAGAAAGAGAACCACCAAACAACGGAAAAACAACCGCAAGUCAGCGAAGCUCGAAGCUUUUCUUGAGGAUUUCGACAGUGAAGUGAAGACCAGAGUUGAACAACUGAAAGAGAAGAUCAACCAGUUGCUGAAAGAUGUGGACAAUGGCUACAACAUGGCAGUAAUCAAGCUUCCCAAAGCUGUCAGGCAGAUGCCCUGGUUGGAACAAUGCAAGUCUGAGAAACCAAAGUCACCAGAAGUGGAUGCAACACAGGGGCAAGAGGAAGCUGCAAUUGUUGAAAGUGUUGUGGCUGAGGACCACGCAGUCCUUCUGAAAUCAGUCAAGAAAACAACAAAGAAAAAAGGUGUAGCCAAAUCCAGUUCAGAGGAUGAAAACAGCCCCACCACAACAAGAAAGGUGAAAGCAACAAGGAAACCCCCAACGACAUCAAAAAGAGCAAAGGCAAUGUCAGUCAGCAAACAGAAUACCUCCAUCAGACGAUCGAAUAGGAAGCCUAUGGUGACGCCUGCUCGGAGCAUAAUGGAUUCUUCUUUAAUGAUGGGACCCACUCCCCUCGUCACCCCACGCUUCGACCCAAGGCUUCCUAAGACCCCCGCUGUGAGAGUUCCCCGCCACAAAGAGAGGGUCUAUAGCAUUUCUGUCAACGGCUCUCCCAUCGCAGCAGGAAACCAGGACAUCGUAAUCAACGUCCCCAUCGGCAACGGAGAGAGUGUUCAGCUGUUGGCUAGUCAGAUGGACUCGGUGGAUUUGUCAAUGCUGGAUGAAACUGCCCUGAGGAGCAUUCGGCUGCUGCAGAAUCGCCUCACAACACUGUGUGGACAGUGACCGAACACCAACUACUCUGGUGACUCCAGCCAUAUUAUAAGACUAUGUUUUUGUUAGUAAAUGUUAGGUUUUCUGGGGUUUGUCUAGAUUUUAGUUGUUCUGCUUCUGCAGGAAUUACGAUUAUUUUACUGUUCUUUGAAUCUUUUGUAAAUAUGCUCUAAUCCUGCCUUCUUUUUUCUUUUUUUUUAAAUUUCAAACCGUUCUCUGCAGUGUUUCUUAUAAAUGAGUGAGCAUUUUGUAAUUAGUAGUGCAAAUGCACACUUCAUGUACAUACUUUAUUCUUUGUCUGCAAACCUGAUAAAGGAUUUUGACACAGUUUUAAA